Messenger RNA from Labrus bergylta (ballan wrasse), 1950 nucleotides. It is a transcript of the gene plek, whose product is annotated as pleckstrin. NCBI's taxonomy places the organism in Eukaryota, Metazoa, Chordata, Actinopteri, Labriformes, Labridae. Gene Ontology annotation, biological process: intracellular signal transduction; actin cytoskeleton organization. The record is from RefSeq and is a predicted model, not a curated record. Gene Ontology annotation, cellular component: plasma membrane.
UGUCAGUCACUCAAAAAGUGACAAAAAGUUUAAAUAGACUGAAGCAGAGAGAAGGGCAGCAGGGCAAUGGAGCCGCAACAGAUCAGAGAGGGAUACCUUGUGAAAAAGGGUACAGUGCUAAACUCCUGGAAGGCAGUGUGGGUGGUGCUGUCAGAAGAUGCGUUGGAGUUCUAUAAAAAGAAAACAGACCGUUCUCCAAAAGGAAUGAUUCCGCUGAAGCAAGCUACGCUCAACAGUCCCUGUCAGGAUUUCGGAAAGCGGAUGCAUGUUUUCAAGAUAACCUCGGAGAAAAAGCAGGAUCACUUCUUCCAAGCCUCACAUGUGGAAGAGAGAGAGUGCUGGGUCAAGGACAUCAAGAGAGCCAUUACCUGCCUUGAAGCAGGAAAAAAGUUUGCCAGGAGAUCAACAAGGCGCUCCAUUCGCCUGCCCGACCAAGUCAACCUGGCUGAGCUGUACACAUUAAUGAAAGACCAGGAUGAUGGAGUGAGGGAGCUAAAAUUGGAGCAGGAGAAUCAUGUUUUCAACCACUGCUUCACAGGUGCUACAGUGGUAGAGUGGCUGAUCUCGAAGAACAAAGUGAGAAACAGGCCUGAGGCUCUCAUGUUAGCAGCAGGGCUCAUGAACGAGGGUUUUCUCCUGCCGGCUAGUGACCUGUCAAAAGAGGGAGCAGAGAGUGGAGAGCAAACAGCCUUCUUAGAUCAGACAGAAGCGCUAUAUUACUUUGCAGACAGCGGCUUCUUCUGCGAGGGCUACUCAAGUGAUGAAGAUGUGCUUUUGAAGGAAGAAUUCAGAGGAAACAUCAUAAAACAGGGCUGUUUACUCAAGCAGGGACAUAGGAGAAGAAACUGGAAGGUUCGAAAGUUCAUAUUGAGGGAUGACCCUGCUUAUAUGCACUAUUAUGAUCCAACAAAGGGUGAUGACCCUCUGGGCUCGAUUCAUCUCCGUGGGUCUGUUGUCACGGCUGUGGAGUACGUGCCUGAUGCCAAAAAAUACGACAUUGACGGCAACCUCUUUGAGAUCAUUACCUCGGAUGAGACGCACUACUUCCUCCAGGCUGCCACAUCUGAGGAGAGAAAGGACUGGAUCAAGGCAGUGCAGACGGUGUCGAAGAGUGGAAAGUAACAGUGACGUCUGUAGGAUGAGUCACAUUUCAUGCGUUUUAUUGUGAAUUCCAUCGUGCCGUCAUAAGAAAAUUACAAAAGUGCAAAGUAAUUCUAGAGUAGCUAGCAUGUAUCACUCCCUUGUACACUAUCAACGUAAUGUUUAAUGUUUUUGUGCAGCUUGUUACUUAUUAAAAUAAAUUAAAAUUCAGGCUCAACAGGCAUUUGUCUGAGUAAUAACCAUGUUAUCACACAAUAGCAACAAUGUUAUAGCACAGUCUACUUUUGUACUCAGACAAAUAGUUUUUAUGACAACUUGUUCUGUUAUACUAAAAGUUUAGUUUUGAGGCUUUAGAUAAACUGUGCAUCUUUAAACACACAGUGUAUUAUAAGCCACACGCAGAGUUAUAUUUGCUAAGUAACCAGACAAGCAGGGCUAUUGGUUAGUGUAUCAAUGUAAAAGACAAUAUGGUUAAGUUACAUGAGAGAGCAGAUCUUUGAGGAGACAGCAGAAUAGAAGGGAGUAACACAAUAAAAUAAAUAGACACCCUGUUUAGUUUUUUUUUUGUUGGCUGAUGUGUUUUUUUUCUCAUUUCCCUAUUGUUCACUUGUCUUCUAGUUCUAAGGUAGUCUGAGGUAUCAUAAAAGUACACUCAGUUCCUACGUGUGAGAAACGUCUGAAUCAUACUCAGUGUCACUUUGUGGCUUACACGCCUGCUGCCUCACCGAGCGUAUUUAUCAAGACAGAAAUGACUGGCCUGGGCUGUCCUGUGACUACCUUUAAAAAAACAAAAAAACAAGAUGCUUUUUAAAUGUGAUGACAACUACAAUAAAAUAAUUUGAAGAUGAA